AUGGAUUCAAUCGACCCUGCAACUCCUCUCACAGAUGCCGAAUGUGAGAUCCUGCGAGAAAUCUAUCAGGAAAUCUAUCAGGACGAAGAUGUUACCAUAACCCGCUCUACUCGACGCAGACGCUCCCCCUCACCAGAGACAGACCGUCCUCGUCGAAACCUUCGACCCCGACUUACUCGGCCCAGCUACAUCGCGCCAGACCCAGAGGAAGACGACUUAUACUCCAACUCGUCCGAAGACGUCCCAUUGACGACCACUCAACCCAAUCAAAAUACCAUCAAUCAGCCCACCAUAACCUCAGGCACAGCUUCACCCGACGUCGGUCCCUUGCCGGUAUCUCAAACCGACGGAAAUGUCACCAUUGAACCGCCCACACCCUCCGAUACAGCGCCACCAAUCGAGCCAGCCUCACCCUCCGGCACUUCCCCAAUGACCUCUCAAAUCAAGACAGCAGCCGAGGAGCCGGAUAUCGACUCCGAAGCUGAAGAAGAGCGUAUGAUCCUCUCCGCCAAGGCCAAAGUCGCCUCACUCGAACAAACCUAUGCAAAAAACCGCAGAGUGCGGGAAAGGGCUGCUGUGUUUGCCACCAAAAUGUCUGAUAUCAAAGACCUCCAAGACGCGCUCAAAGGGGAGCUGGUGGAUUUGAAGAUGGAGUCGGAUGAGGUCUUGCAGGAGGUACUGGAGAGGCUCAAUGACCCGAUUGUGGAGCUGAAGACGAGCAUGGCGGAGUUGUUUGAGCCGUUGGAGAAGAGGGAGAUUAAGGGGUCAAUUGAUAAGAAGCUUCAAAGACGGACGAAAGUUCCUGAUGGGGAAAGUGAGAUGAAACCUGUGGAGAGGAAUGACCGGGAAAGUGACGGAGCCUCCGUUAGUAUGAGUGAUAAGGAUAACGGAGAAGUCGACAAAACAUCAAUCGCCGAGGAUGAUAAAAGUGAGGACGAAGAUGGUGACAAGAGCGAAACAAUGAGCGAUACCAAGGAUGAUGAGAAUGAUGGGAGUAAUGAUGAAGAUUCUGAGUUCACUGAGGGCGAUCGCAGUGUGCAUAGCGACUUUACCUUUGGCGACAGCGACGAUAAUGCUUCUGACGAUGGCGAUGGCUACAAGAUGUAUCGAAGAAACAAGAAGAUCAGCGUUAGUGAGGACGAUGGGGAUGAUGGUGAAGAUUAUGAGAGAAAAGUGGACGAUUUCGACCUGGAAGACGACUUUCGCGGACCCCACAGCGACUAUGAGGAUCAUGAAGAUAGCGAUGGCGACGAGGGAUAUCAAAAGUAUGGUGACAGGAGCAAAAAAACCAGCGCUUUUGAGAAUGAUGAGGAUGAUGAUGAGAAUUAUAAGAGCGAUGAGAGCGAGGAUAAGCCUGGCAGCGAUGAUCUUAAUGAGUAUCAUGGGGAUACCGAUGAAGAAGAUAUACAUGACGUGGGGACCACGAGGAAAUUGAUCCGAGGAUAUUAA
Pseudogymnoascus verrucosus is the source of this 1449-nucleotide messenger RNA. RefSeq lists its product as uncharacterized. The coding region runs from base 1 to 1449 and encodes 482 amino acids. The transcript has 3 exons. The record is from RefSeq and is a predicted model, not a curated record. NCBI's taxonomy places the organism in Eukaryota, Fungi, Ascomycota, Leotiomycetes, Thelebolales, Thelebolaceae.